UUCAUCGAGCCACGGCACGAGGUCCGUUAAGAAGCCCAGUGGCGACGAACCCGUUCGAGACGAGGAAUUAAUCAGGCCGAUCGAGGGAGCGAGUGAGUGAGCCAGCGGUUUUUCCCGCGGAUUAUUCGAGCGAGAAGAGAGAAAGACGGACCAUGAAGAACGCCCAUCCGAUCGUCAACGCGACGGCCUCCGGUCCGGUCGGUCCGGAUUCCACGAGUCUCGACGAGUCAGCGGAGCCGGUCAUCCGGCUCAAGGUGCAGAAACCGCUGCACUGGGAGUGGGAGUUGACGACAUCCGCCGACGCGUUGCCCGUCAUCCAGCUGCUCGACAAGGACGGUCGACUCCUGGUAGAGACCACUGGCCGAACGGCGCAAAGAGCCAGAGGUUCCUUCAAGGAAGGCCUGAGGAGCCACGAGCAAUUUUCCGUCGACGAAUCCGGAACCAGCUCGCGCAGCAAAACUGAGCAAACGUCUUCGCCGUCGACGUCGUCCGCGUCAACGUGCGUCGCGACGGUGAUUCAAGGUAACCGCAACAUCGAUGGCUUCAGCAGCAAAUUCGGCACGUGUAACUUUGCACCGCGCAAGUCGCGCAGUGAUAUCAACAUCAAGGAGAACCGCGGCAGCAAGGGGAAGAGGCAUUCAUCGGAGGACCCGAAGACACGGAAGACGAAGAGCGAGAAAAACGUCGGAGAGGGAGUGGGAUUCAAAAACUAUUCGGCCGGGGAUUAUUUGCGGCAGCAGAUCAUGGACGACUUGCGGACGCGCAGCACCAUCGGCAAGACCACCGAGGAAAUCGCCAAGAACAGAUGCAGGAAGGUCAAAGCGUACCUGAGGAGUCGGAGCGAGAAUCUGCUGAGCCUGGUUCGCGAGGAAGAAUGCAGUGGCGGGAUUGAGGAUAGGGUUGAAAUCGGAUCGCGCGGAAGGAAUCUAGAAAGUCGCGAUCUGAAGAGGAGCGACACGGUCGACCUCGAAACAAAACGAAGUUCGAGAGACAGCGAAGCAAUGAAACCGUAUCUGCGUACUCGGAGUACCAUGCUGUGGAACGAGCCGGCGACGAUGACAAAUUCGGAAACAAACGAAGUGGAGAGAGUAGUCCGCAAGAUUAAGGACGACAUGAACGAGGAGGAACUGGUGAGGAUCAGGGCGUUUCUACGCGAGAAGAUACAGCGACGGAUGAAUAUGGAACAGGCGCUCGUUCGCGCCGCCGUUCCGGAAACGCUCGGAAACGCCGGGAUCAGGAAGAGAUACUCGGACUACGUUCACGAGGGCGAUCGCAGGAACUACAGAACGCGGAAAGUGCGUAGCGAGACGAAUAUUCUGCGAUUCGAUCCCGAAGUGCUCGCGAGGGAGAGGUUGAAAGCCAGCAAACAAUCAGAGAAAGAAAAGCCGACGACGAGUUGCAAAGAGUCCUCAGAGGAUUCUUUGUUUCAAAGGCAAUUACGCAAUUAUCGGCGAUCGAGGAGCGAGGUCUUGAGGGAGCCUUCAGAUAAUCAACCUGGGCAGGACGAUCGAUCGCAACCGCAGCUGAAGAGGCAAUCGUCAAGUGUGGAGAGGAAAAAGAUUUAUCGAAAGACCAAGAGCGACGUUUUGCUUGGACAAGCGGCGGCGGCGGCGAUCAAUGCGGACAACGAACAACAAUUCAAGGAUCUCGGAAAUCCUCCGAGACGUAUAAAGAGCCAGGAGAAUGUGGAGAGGUCCUGGCGGGAGUACAAAGAGCGGAAGAGAAGCGAGAGGCUCCACCGAGGCACGGGGAGAGAAGUGCCCGAGGAGGACGACUUCAUGAACAAGCCGAGAUGGAAGGACCUGCAACGCGACCUCUGCUCCUCGCGCAACUGCAAGGUCUGCCAAAACUUGAGAAACUGCGUGGACCCACUUCACGAGCGAGACGAGAAGCGUAUCUCGCGUCAAGAGGCGGAAGCUGCGCCGACAGCGCGGCGAGACACCGUCGCCAAAGUUCCCGAGGACGAGACGUCGUCGAACAACAGCGGCAGCAGACCCGGCACCAGCCUGCAGGAGAAUUACUUGCUGAUGGACGAGAGGGACACAAACGGACUUCGAUCGCCAAUCGUCGGCAAGAUCCGUGCGAAGAAUCGCGACGACGAGAUCGGCAUCAAUUCCCCGGAUUUCGGCUACAAUACGAUCCUCCCGAAGAGCGUCCUCAAGGACUAUCGGGAGCUGUACGCCCGCUCGAACGUGAAGAAGAGCGACACUUUCAAGAUUGUCGACGGUAGUGAGAAUCCGGAGGAACACACAGACGACUGCAACUCUACAAUAAAUGGUUCCGAUGGUGAUCUCGGCUAUCUGAACGGCGUCGGCUCGCUCGCGAAUAAAUCGAACGAGGACAUCACCCGAGAUUACUUCAAGAGAGUUUACGAACUGCUGAAGAGAAGGCAGGAGGAGGCGCGGAGAGUGGCGAACGGGAGCCACGAGAUUCCGACCCAGGGCGACUCUUCGUCCUCAAAUUACGUCGAAGAGGUGCAACGGAGGAAGCAUCGGCGCAGGCGGAAGGACAAAAGCCCACAAGGCGAGGAAGUGGUGACAGUACCGUCCACCAGCAGCACCCAGGAGGGCUGGAAGGUGCAGAGAUUGUCCGUGAACGGCGACUCGCAGCAGCAAUCGAGCAAUCGUCGCCGCAGCUGCAGCAAUAGGUCGCAGUUGCAACCGGUACCCGUUUCCGGUGGCAAGAGGAACCGGCCGGCGCCACCACCGCCAUCGCAACCGGUAUCCUGUCGGGUCAGUGCCAAGGAUCAGGUUGACAGUUACUUCGUUGACUGGCCGAACAAAGAGAACACGCCUGGAAAUGCUGUGAACCGCUGCGAAGAUAAUCACCAGGCGAACCACGUAUUCGGAACAAUCGACGAGUCGACGAUGGGCUCGAAUCUCAGCAGGCACAGCGGAAAGGGCCUCACCGGCCGGCGCACUCAGUCUUCCGGAAACUUGUGCGAUCCUAAGGGAAAGCUCAACAGCAUGGGGAAGAUAUUGGUGCCCUGUUCCAGUGCGCAGAGAGAAAGAUAUAAAUUUUGCGGCUCUUUACCGAAUCACCUGGAUGAUAAGGAUGACGAUCAGCGGGACAACAACAACAUGUCCGAGACCAGCGGUAGCUUCGGCGGCACGUUGCCGCACAAGAAACGCUCGUUAGGGGUGCACUUCUCGGACAGCGGGCCGACCGGCACUUUGGAUCUCGUUAAGCACCGAUCACAAGACUCGUUGGACGAGAAUGAUCCUUGGAGGUAUCAGCAAAGCGAUCUUGAUCUGGUGCGAUGUCGUCACGGCAACUUCGACUCGGUGAAGAGAAAUCGCAGCGCCGACACGGUGCUCGUCGACUCUGGAAGGCGGUACGGCCGCGGUGUCUCCUCCGAGGACAGAUGCCAACGAAACUCGGACCUCGACUUGGUCGGCACGCUGCCGAAGCGCAAGCAGGAUGCGCGGAACAGCAGCGGCAGGAGUCUGGGAUCGAACUCGUCAUCCUCGCAGCCGUGCAUAGUGAACACCGCCACUGCCAAUGUUGCCGCCCACGUCGACGACGAUGAUCUACUGAUGAAGUUGAUGCACAAACCUGACUGCGAACUGCUGAAGCAUCGCCAGCAAUUUGGAAAGUGCCCCGACCUGAAGCUGAACAAGCUGAUGAGCGGCGAGCCGCAGGACCAGGGAUAUGCAUCUGAGCGAUCGCCAGAGGACGAGCAUCCUCCGUCGCUGCCGGGACAACCGUUUCCAAACGUGACACCAGAGAACACAUUCCGCGUGAUUCUGCAGAAGAGUAGUCGCGGCCUCGGGCUGAGCGUUUCCGGUGGCGGCACCGCGGGACCCGUCCGGGUGAAGAGGCUCUUCCCGCAGCAACCGGCUGCCAUGUCCAACAAACUCCAGAUUGGCGACAUACUGCUGGCUGCCAACGGGGUCCCGCUGACCGGCCUCACCAAUUAUGAGGCUCUCGAAGUUCUGCGUACGACGCCCAGUACGGUCGAGUUGGUGGUGUGUCGGCUUCCAGGAGAUAGUAAUGUCACGCCACCCGGUGCACCGCCGCCACCCCCGGCAAGACGGGAGCCAUCGUCGUUACGUUUACUCAACCCCCUGCCGCCCCUGCAGAUCGAGCCUUGCGGCGAGUUCGACAUCGAGAUGACGAAGGUUGGCGGCAGUCUAGGUUUCACCCUGAGAAAGGUGGAUAGCAGUGCCCUAGGUCAUUACGUACGAGCGCUGGUGCGAGAACCGGCGUUGAGCGAUGGAAGAAUCCAACCGGGUGACAAGAUUGUCGCAGUGGAUGGCGCGCCACUCUCACCGAUGUCGCACGAGGAGGCAGUCCAGCUGCUGAGACAGUGCGGACCGACGGUGAAGCUGCGGCUGUACCGCGACCUGGCGCAAACUCCGGUCUCAGCGCUGUCGCCGACAGAACCUGAUCAUCCUCUCCGUCCACCACGAACGAGCUUGAGACAAGAGGCGGUGGAUAUGUUGUGCGAUUUGGCGGUUCGCAAACUGUCACCCGGUACGUCGAGCGGAUCCAGCAGUUGCAAGCAGCAAUCGCCCGGUGCAUCAUGCAAUUCGCCACGAAGACUGCGUCGACUCGCCACACGUACUCCCACUGCCGAGAUGGAUCAAGAGAUCUCUGAGAGCAAGUUGCACGAUGUGCGAACGUCGUCGUCGACGGCCAGCCAGGCGGAGACUACGUCGGACUCGGAUCAGUGUUCGGUGCGGACGCAGAUCACCAAUUCCCAGGCGAACACACCCGCGACCGACAUAAUAAUCGAUCCGCCGCCGCUCUACGUCGUCUGCGACGACGACGGCGACGGCGACGGCGACGGCACGUCGAGGAUGACGCCCUGCAACGCAACAGUCGCCAGACCACGUUUCCUGGAUCUGUCGGCGCCGCAGGGUAAGCCACAUUUCCAGUUCUGCAGCGUCGACUCAGACGGGGAAUAUCCUGGCGAGGACGUGAUCCUCGCCGAAGCAGAGCGCAGCCGACUGGCUGAACCGAGCUACAACGAUGACAGGAGCGUGACGGUGCUGUCAAGCGACGAGCACGACAACGACCUGCCAUCCGAGCCGGCCUCGAUGCCGCCAGUGCUGUCGUCCACCAGCAGCACCAGCACCGCCGCCUUCAGCUACAAGAAUCCAGCCUAUCAGAGUGCCAAUCCGGCCUGUGGCGGUGCCGUCAGCGAUCCGGCUGUGCCCAAGAGCAAGGCCACCCACUCGAGCGAUCAAGACAUACCGGGGAAGAUCCUGGGAACGGACGAUCCAGCUGGUAGCAAGGGACUGCUGAAGUGGAAGGGCGUGAUGUUCGCUCCGAACGACGAAGUGGAUCAAGCCGCCGAUCAUGAUCAGGUGGACGCCGGAAGGGACACCACGGACUCGGUUGUCGGCGCUGAAGACGUCAAGCAGGAUAGCGAGGUGUUCAUGGUGGAGCUGACGCGUGGGUGGAACAGCCGGCUGGGCUUCAGCUUGCAACCAGAAGGAAAUCGCACGGUAAUAUCGGUCGUGCAUCCUGAUAGCGUCGCGGCCAAGGAUGGCAGGCUCAAGCAGGGUGACGUGUUGCUGAUGGUUAACGAGGAGAGCGUGGAGCACAUGUCGACCGCUGACAUAAUAGAUCUGUUGCGCAAAAUACGUGGCUCGAUAGGCAUCACUGUGAUGAGGAAGUCCAAGCGAGAGAACGUGACGUGACGUAAAUCUAGUACACGAUCGAAAUAAUUAAAACAUAAAAAAACCGUAAAAGGAACGAUUUGAUCAACGUAUGCCUAAUCAGUGAUGGAUUUGACAAUUUGGAAGCCUGACGUAUAGAAGAGAUGCACCGCGAAACCGAGCCAGACAUAAUUUUCAACGAAAUAUAUAUAAGAAAAGAAUAAUCAAUAAGAAAUAAAUACUCGAGAUAAAGAAAAAAAGACACAAUAGAUGCCGUAAAUCUUCAGCGACGAACGAGAACUAAAUUCGCCACUGUGAGUAACGAUGAAAGAUCGUCCGUGAGAAAGAAGAAGUAUCUUCUCAAGAUAAUCUUAUCAUAUUUUCUAUCAAGGAGCCAGCGCGAACACCGCUGACGGCGCGAAAAAGAUCGUCUUUGGUGUCCUGGUUAAGUUUAAAGAGUGCAAGACCAGAAAGAGAAUGAUAUAAGAAAAAUUUGACGAUCAUCAAGAAUGACUUCGAAAGAAUAUCCGUUUAUCUGUGAGAAUUUCUCAAGGGAAACCACGAAGAUUUGAAAUCAAGAGGGCACGUCAAAUGUUCAGCUGCGAACUUGUAUCAUUUGUGGCUUCAGGUCCGCUGCAAUUGCAGCACUCUAACGUGAUUUAUUGGCUGUUAUCCCGGAGAAGAGCUUUCAACAUAAUUGAAUUGGCAACCUGAGUUGCGCAUUAAUUGUAGAAUAGUCGAAACAUCUUGAAUCUCAUUCAAGGCGCCCGUUAAUGAUGAUUCCCGAUCACGUAAUACUCUCGAAAAGCCUGUUGUAUUCUCUUACGAUAUUAACGCGCGCUUCAGCAGCAAAUUCGAGAAUCAAAGGGCAAAUCAAAAUGUGAGAUUAGGAAAUAUUGCGAGACGAGAUUUGAUGGAACGUAAAUCACAUUGUUUUUCCGUUGCGGAGGCGAUCUCGUCUUUCUAUGAAACUGCGAUAUGCGUGUAUGUAUACAUAUAUAUAAAGAUACUCUUGAAAGAUAUUCUUGAGAAAGCAGAAGAAACUCUAAGAGAGCUAAGUCUAAGAGAGCUUGUAGUUGAUCCUACAUAUCCUCGUAAAUUAUGUAUUCAAUAAUUAUUGAACAAAGAGGUAAGAAUUGUGCGAAGGAGAUGAAUGUAGAAAGAGCUUGACUUAUGUACUAUACAUCGCGAAUUUAUAUAAAGCUGAAUCAGUUGAUCUCACGCGCGCAUUAAUCCCGCGCGGGGCAAGAUCGUCGUGUAGGGCAGCUAAUUUCCACACUUCAGCUUUAACUUAACUUCGUCCAUAAUUAGGCGAGAAUCUGCAGCAGAUUGAUACUUAAAAUUGCGUGUGAUAAAAAGGAGCGCGACAUAGUUUCUUCGCGCCCGAGCGGGGGAGAUAAUCUAUUUUCAGGAAAUUUCUCCACGUAGGCUAGGUAAUAGGAGCUAGGUAAUAGGAGACUAAUUGGCCUUUUGUUACGGCGGCGGCGAUCUUUUUACCGUUGAUAGUAUCUCGCUUCCUCAGAGACACCGUCUCCUCAGUCGCUCGUCGAAUCAAAGUCAAAAAGACAAUCCUGAACGCCACGAACAAGCGUCGCUAAUUCGAAUCGUUGACGAAUCGAGCGGUGAAAUGAACCGCGACGGACAGCUACUUAUAGCGUAACGUCUCGCACGAAGUCCAACGCUUUUGAUCUUCCCGCUGUAGAGAGAAGCCCGAUGAUCGCACGCCGAGACGGAGAAGUUUAGAUAGAAUCAUCUGCAGCACAUACAUACGUUUCAGCGUUUCGAGCAACUACCUCGCGUGAUGCCAUACCGCGGUGGAACAGAGACUGCUGUCAACCGUGGAUUCGCGCGAAGAUGAUAUUUUACGCGCGUAAAAAAAAGAAGAGAUCAUUUUCUAGCCGCGCAGAGGAGAAAUGAGAAACUCGCAGGAGAAACGUCGACUAUUUUGCUCUACAAAGCAAGUCUCUACGGGAGAUCGUAAGAGUUCGUUAAGAUACGCGAAUUUCGUCUUUAGCGACGUUUCUGCCGAAUAUGAAGAGGAUUUCUCGUUCCUGUAGUAAUAACGCGCCUCACAAGCUGAGAGGAAAAGGUUUCGACUGUAAGAUUUCAUGCGGACUGUAAUGAUAUAAUAAUGUAAUGAUAUAAUGUUAAGUAGAAUUAGAUGAGAACGAUAUGUAAUGAAUGUGAUAGAGCCGUUUCAUUUACGGUAGUUAGCGCGCCUGCAAAUCUAACAAAGUUAGACGAGUUUAUCAGAGUUUAUCAGAACGGAUCACGCACGCGUGCGUGUGUACAUAGAAUUGACUGUAUAAUUGUAUAAAUCGAUACCAAAGUGUAUUAAUAUCAAAGUUGCGUAAUAUCAAAGGCAGAUAUUUUAUCCGUUGCGAGUGAUCGUUAAAGACGGGUAGCUAUAUUUUGACAUUACGCGCGUCGUGCUCAUUAAAUUAUUGUUAGCGUUUAUGGUUAUCCAAGAUACGUAAGUUGGUCGACUUUGCGCCGGUCGAUCGUUUCAUCCACUGUUGGCCUCCCUUUUUCCCUCCGUUUGGAAUAGUGUAAAAUAUUCAAUAAAAUUUAAUGUCUUU
Molecule: messenger RNA, 8185 nt
Organism: Ooceraea biroi (clonal raider ant)
Lineage: Eukaryota; Metazoa; Arthropoda; Insecta; Hymenoptera; Formicidae
Molecular function (GO): protein binding
Source: RefSeq, a predicted model, not a curated record